AUGCUGUUUUAUCACAGUUUUAGAAAAAACGAUGAAGUGGAAUUUGUCCGAACUGGCUAUGGGAAGGAUAUGGUCCGAGUUCUCCAUAUUCAGAGGGAUGGCAAGUACCACAGCAUCAAGGAGGUGGCCACGUCGGUGCAGCUGACUCUAAGAUCCAAAAAGGAUUACCUAUACGGUGAUAAUUCUGACAUCAUCCCUACCGACACCAUCAAGAACACAGUGCACGUCCUGGCGAAGCUCAAAGGGAUAAAGAGCAUAGAGACCUUUGCUAUGAUAAUCUGUGAACACUUCCUUUCUUCUUUUGAUCAUGUUUCCCGAGCCCAUGUCUACGUGGAAGAGGUCCCCUGGAAGCGUUUGGAAAAGAAUGGAGUCAAGCAUGUCCAUGCGUUCAUUCACACCCCCACGGGAACACACUUUUGUGAGGUGGAGCAGAUGAGGAAUGCACCUCCAGUCAUUCACUCUGGAAUCAAAGACCUCAAGGUUUUGAAAACAACUCAGUCUGGGUUUGAAGGAUUCAUCAAGGACCAGUUCACCACUCUCCCUGAGGUGAAGGACCGAUGCUUUGCCACCCAAGUGUACUGCAAGUGGCGCUACCAGAGAAGGGACGUGGACUUUGAGGCUACAUGGAGCACUGUCCGGGACAUCAUCCUGAAGAAAUUUGCUGGGCCCUAUGACAGAGGCGAAUACUCACCUUCAGUGCAGAAGACUCUCUAUGACAUACAAGUCCUGUCCCUGAGCCAGGUUCCUGAGAUAGAAGAUAUGGAAAUCAGCCUGCCAAACAUCCACUACUUUAACAUCGACAUGUCCAAAAUGGGGCUGAUCAACAAGGAAGAGGUCUUGCUGCCUCUCGACAACCCCUAUGGCAAAAUUACUGGGACUGUCAGGAAGAAGCUGCCUUCAAGGCUGUGA
Cricetulus griseus (Chinese hamster) is the source of this 909-nucleotide messenger RNA. The record is from RefSeq and is a predicted model, not a curated record. NCBI's taxonomy places the organism in Eukaryota, Metazoa, Chordata, Mammalia, Rodentia, Cricetidae.